AUGAUUCAAGGGGUACUUGGUGAUGUUGCUGUGCGGGAAUGUGCCAUUGCGAUCAGUGUGCUUAUGCUGGACACAAAUUCUAAGCAUCACUCCACAAGUUGUCUCCUCGCUUCUCAGUGUGGAAAUGCUAGAUAUAAGCUCGCGUUGAAGAAAUACGGGAAAGCCUUGUCUUCUGUGCGAGCGCUGCUGUCUCAUGGUGAUAGGCAAUCAGUUGAAACUGCGUUGCUAUGUGGAAUCAUCUGUAUCUGGUUCGAGGUCCUAAUUAAAGAUCAUCUAAGUGCUUUAAGCCACCUUGACCGGUGUCUGAAUAUUGUUCAGAUGUCACGAGUCCUGGGUAGAGGUAUGUUGGUACCCUUGGCCGCGAACGUCGGUCGUGCUAACCAAUGUAUUGCCCUGUCAGGGGAAAUCGACAGUGAUAUCAAAGAGGCCUAUGUAAAACUUGACCUACAAGCGGCAAUACAUGUCGGUGCACGUGCGCCUGUUCUUCUCGUCGAGGAGACAAAGCCAAUCCCAUACAUAUUCAACACGUUCGGAGAAGCCGAACAAAAGUUUAAUGCAGAGUAUGGCAAUGUCAUGUUUCUCUCACGCAGGGCGGCUGCACCGUAUCGCUACAAACAGCCGGAUGGUAUUCCCCUAGAGAUACUUGCAGAAGCGCAAUUAUUGCUAGAGCGUCUGGAGCAAUGGAACUUGGCGUUCCACUACUCAUAUUCCUGUCAGAAGACACAAGGAGAUCCUCGGAUGACUCCACAGGUGUGUCUGCUGUUGAUCCAGUAUCACAUGGCCGUCAUAACCGCCUCAACAUGUCUCUACGCCGAGGAAAUGAUUUAUGAUCGGUUCUUGCCCAAUUUUAAUCAUAUGAUGCAACUCGCAAAAAAGCUAGUGUCGUGGUGGCAUAGUCGGCCUGCAGGGAGCAUGCUAGGGGUCCCCGUGGACAUGGGUGUUGUUCAGCCUCUGUACAUGAUUGCCACUAAGUGUCGGGCUACGUCGCUUCGCCAGAACGCGAUUGAUAUGCUGGCUUCAAUGCCAAAUGACAAAGGAGUUUGGGAAGGUCCGGUCGUGGCUUCGGUAGCACGGAGAGCAAAGGAUAUCGAAGAGCUGGGCUUGAAUGUUAAGAUUGAUAGUGUGCCUGAAUUCCGCAGGAUACACGCGAUUUGCUUUGACGUCGCUCAGGGAACUCGCCAGGUCGAUGUGGAAUUCCGUACACGCCCAAAUGGGAUAGACGGUGAAUGGGACUCAAGGAAAGAAUGUCUAUCUUAUUGA
This is a messenger RNA of Aspergillus oryzae RIB40, 1260 nucleotides long. RefSeq lists its product as uncharacterized. The transcript has a single exon. Lineage: Eukaryota; Fungi; Ascomycota; Eurotiomycetes; Eurotiales; Aspergillaceae. The record is from RefSeq and is a predicted model, not a curated record. Bases 1 to 1260 code for a protein of 419 amino acids.